Messenger RNA from Brachypodium distachyon (stiff brome), 3344 nucleotides. RefSeq lists its product as uncharacterized. The transcript has 6 exons. The record is from RefSeq and is a predicted model, not a curated record. Bases 595 to 2955 code for a protein of 786 amino acids. NCBI's taxonomy places the organism in Eukaryota, Viridiplantae, Streptophyta, Magnoliopsida, Poales, Poaceae.
UCGUCGUCGUCCCCUUCCUCCCCCAAAUCCAGGACAGAUUAGAAAGCGAGAGAAAGGAGGGAGGCUGCGAGCGUCAAGGCGAUCUCUCCCCCGGAGCCGGAGCCCGCCCGCAUUUGCCUCGCCCGCCGCGAGAUCUCGCCGGGUCCCCUCCUCUCGUCGAUCCGGGCCGGGGCGUUUCCCCGUCCCCGAGCGGCGGCGGGUUUGGUUUUGAUUCCCGUUCCUGGAGGGGGUUUCUCGUUGUGGGACGCGAGCCCCUUUGGUGCCCGUGGAAGCGGAAGCAACGCCCAGCGUGGUGCGUUGCUGGCUGGGGGCCGAAUCUGGUGUGGCGGCUCCCUGUUCUCCUCCCCGUCGGGUUCUUUUCAGAUCAGAGAGCGAGUGAAGUGAUUGACUCUUAGGGUGGGUUAGUGGGAACUUCUGGCUUUCUGGUUGUUGUGGCCGCUUGAUCUUCUCCCGGCGACUAAUUUUUAUUUGCUCGGAAAAAGGUUUUCUGCUGCUGCUGCGGGCUGCGGCGCCUAGAAAGGCACAAAGAUCCUGACUUCAGAUGGUGUAAGAAUCUUUCCUCGUGGUUGAUUCUCCAUAUAGCUGCUCUUCAAGAUGGAACAGAUAUCAGUUGGGCAUCGUUAUAAGGAGUGCAGACCAAGAAGAAGUAGCAGCUGUCCGACGAAACUACUUGUUGGGAAGGAUGUGUUGAAAGAGUUGGAGCAGAGGCGGUCGUCACCCAGUGUGAUUGCAAAACUGAUGGGGAUUGAUGUAUUGCCACCAACUUAUGUAGCCAAUAAUCGGCACCAAGAAUUCAAGGAUGUCUUUGAAGUGUCAGAGGAGCCACCAGAGGCUGUCACAAAAGAGAGAUCUCAUCCUUUUCCUAAAGGGUUGCCAAGCUUAAAGCGAAGCGCGAUGAGAUUCAAAAGACUCAUGCCAUCAAAGUCUCCCUAUGGCGAUGGAACAUUUGAUAAUGAUUUGGAGUACAGAAAUGGCAUACAUCACCUGAACUCACUAGAGAUAGACAAUCCUUUGUUUGAGAAGCGCCCCCAUGAUGUGAAUUAUUCCCCGAAUCAUCAACAUGAGAGAGAUACUGCAAGUACUUUCAGGAAAUACCCUGUGGGUUUAGCUAACUCCUCACUUAGAGAUAUCAGAAAUUCAUCAAGACAAGAUUACGGAGGUUUCAAUGACAUUGUUGUUUUGGAGCCUGGUUUGAGAAACUGUCAUGAUCAAGAGAACUCUUUUUCCAUGCCAUUCUUCCCUGAUGUCAAUAAGAAUUCAAGGAGAGAUAAGAAGCAGAAGCAGGCUGAGUUUGCUGUAAUGAGCAAUCAGAGGGUUUCACAGCAUUUUUUAGAUGCUGAAGAUGUUAAUCUGGCUAGAAUUAAAAAAGAAAGGCACUUCACUGUCAAUGCCAUCAAUCCACUGUCAAAGGGACAGGAGCCGUCAUUUGAUCAAUUCAACAUGGCAGAUCUGAAUAGCACUGGGUCAUCUCAGAGGUAUGCUAGCGGUGAUGUUAACUACAGGAAAAAUAACAUGUCAUCAUCGAAUAGCUUGCGUUGGAAAAUCUUCCGGAAGUAUGAGCAAGGUGAUGUCGGAUCGAAAACUCUUGCAGAGAUGUUUGCUUUAUCUGAUUCCGAGAGGGUAAGGAGAAAUCCGGACUCACAUGCUCAGGUUGAGCAGAAUAAACUUGACCAGGGCACAGGUCACAGCAAGGAAGGAUGCUUCAUAGUUUUACCAACGCAUGCACCUCCAUUGCCAAUUCACAGCUCAUUGGACAAAAGUUCUUCUGGCGGAGGGUCCCCUUACAGUGAAAAUUUCUCCAACAUUAGUUGUAACAGUAGCAAGUUUCACGUUGAUUCUCUUCGGGCUAAACCAAGUCUCAAACAAAUUGCCAGAGACAGCCAAAGUAACAUGAGGAAUGCUUCUAUUGUAAAAAAUAUCGCCUUGGAGCAGUGGGGCCCUGCUUCUUCUUCUCCUUCACUUGAUGAAUCCAGAUCUCAUUCGUGGCGUCUUGCUGACAACAUUUCAGCUUCUGACUGCAUAAAUGAGAAAGUAUUGUUCGCGACAGAUGAAGACUUAGUCCUAGAGCCUGCUGAAACUGUAACUUCUGCAUUUCACUCGCCGUUAUCUAAGGAACGAAAGGUUUCAGCAAUGCCUUUCCAGCGCCAUGACUAUGACUCCAUAACUAUUUCUAAUCCUGUUGAUGCGCCAAAGGCUUGUAAAAGUUCCGAAGAGUUUCAGCAACCAAGCCCAGUGUCCAUUCUCGAGCCCCCAACUGAUGAAGACAGUUAUUGUUCCGGAUUUUUCAUGCCUGCCUUGCAGGACAUGCCCAAUGUCAGGAACCGAAUAAGCAAUUGUCGACUCCGAGAUGAGCCUGAAGUCUCCACGUCAAGUGACGAUGACAAUGAUUCUUCUUACCAAUCUUUGGAAGCUUUUCAGGUUGAGGAGGACAGAGACUUCUCAUACCUCCUCGAAAUACUUAUAAGCUCUGGUAUGAUAGUAGCUGACUGGCAGCUCUUGUGCAAGUCAUGGUACUCGCCUGGUUUCCCUGUUGGCCCUCAAGUCUUUGACAGGCUUGAGAGGAAGUACAACAAGGUUACUACAUGGUCAAAGCCAGAGAGACUACUUCUUUUUGAUCUUGCAAAUUCUGUUCUUUCCGAUGUCCUUGCACCAUGCACCGAUAUGCACCCAUGGGUGAGUUCUAGAAGACAGUGCAGCCCUAUUUGGGGCCCUGAAGGACCGGUCGAGAAGGUUUGGCAGAUGAUGGUCAGGCAGCAAGCAGAGCUUGGCAUAGGACAUCCUGAUGACAAGGUUCUUGAUCCAAACUGGCUGGAAGUUGGUGAUGACAUCAAUAUGGUUGGAAAGCAGAUAGCCAGGAUGUUAUAUGCCGACCUCUUGGGCGAAGUCGUAACCGAAUUCAUCGCAGGAUCGGUGGUUUCACCAAGAUCAAAUUCACAACCUCCAAUGUAUCGUUGAUAUGGUAACAAAGUAUAAUGGCGAGUUGGGUUUUUCCCGUGCAAACAUCGAGCACAGUAUAUGCUAGUAUAACUGUAAGCCUGUGAGCUCCUUUCAAAGUGCACAUAUGCAACAGUUUUUCUGGUCUACAACAUGGCAAAUGUCAUUACAAAGAGGAGAACAUGAAUGCAUGAUGACAGGCCAACUGUACAGAUGUGAGCUUUUUUCUAGGUGAUCUUUGCUUCGUUAUUUGUCCUUCAAAGUAUUAGACAUUUAUGUAUGAUUCAGUAAUUGCAAAAUAUGCAAAAGCACAUAUUGACAUAUUAGAGGCUAAUGCCGAAAGGCUUUUUCCAACAAUGAGCAUGCAUGUGGUCUUUCUAAUCCAAGAUGAAUAUUUGAGUAUCUGAAAA